This is a messenger RNA of Rhagoletis zephyria (snowberry fruit fly), 1425 nucleotides long. RefSeq lists its product as uncharacterized. The record is from RefSeq and is a predicted model, not a curated record. NCBI's taxonomy places the organism in Eukaryota, Metazoa, Arthropoda, Insecta, Diptera, Tephritidae.
AUGGCGGAGGUACGGCAAGAGGUGGAGCGUGAGGAACGUGAGCGCGAAGAGCGCAAGCGCAGAGGCGACAGAGCUGCAACCGCUGUUAACAAUAAAUUUGACGACUAUCCAAUAUAUGAUUACCGUAACAAUAAAAUUAACAAUAUUGGUACAGUAAUACUGAAUUGCGUUGAUCCUGAUUUGAAUACUGAACAAAAGACAGACUUUGUUGUUGUGGAUGACACACAUGCUCCAAUUCUAGGGUUAGAAACUAACAUAGGGAUGACUUCAUCAAGCAACACAUUUAGUGGUUUAGGUAAAUUUCCAGGGACUGUUUCAAUAGCAUUGGAAGAUGGGGCUACUCCUUGUUUGCACUAUAAAAAGAGAAUUAAAUUGAGUAUGUUAGAGCGGUUCAGCCGUAAGAUUGAAGAGAUGGUGGGUAAUAAAGUUAUAUCGCCAGUAAAUUAUCCUACAGACUGGGUGCAUAAUGUACAGCUGGUAGAAAAGAAAAACGAUAUUCGAGUUUGUCCGGAUCCAAAACCAUUAAAUAAGUGCAUAAAACGUGAACAUUUUCUGAUUCCAACCUUCGACGACAUUACCAGUCAAUUAGCUAACAAGUAUAUAUUUACUGUACUCGAUCUUAGUAGUGGGUUUUGGCAAAUGGAAUUGGACGAGCCAAGUUCGAACUUAACGACAUUUAUGACACCGUUUGGCCACUAUAAAUUCAAUCGCGUGCCCUUUGGUUUAAAUUGCGCACCCGAAAUGUUUCAAAGAGAAAUGGUCAAACAUUUCGGCGAUAUCCCCGGGGUCAUAAUUUAUUUUGAUGACAUGGCAAUUGAGGCAGAGGACUUAGAACAGCAUGACGAGACUCCCGCAAAAGUUAUUGCACGAGCAGUCGAAAAAGGCAUAAAAUUAAAUCCAGAUAAAAUUCAAUAUCGUCAAACGGAAAUGAAAUUCAUGGGAUGUAUAGUUUCAAAAGGUACCAUCAAACCGCAUAUGCAAAGUGAUCACAAACCGCUAGAAUCACUUUUGAAGAAAGAGAUCGAUGAGGUGACGCCCAGGUUACAGGCCAUGUUCAUGUUCUUGCUUAAGUAUCCAAAAAUGGUGGUAAUUUAUACUCCGGGUAAGCAAAUGUUGGUGGCUGACUGUCUUUCUAGUGCAGCACUACGCGAGACUGCUGAAAUCGACGAACUAAAGGGUGUUAUUCACACCCUGACGAGAAAAGUUUGUAUGUCAAAAUACAAUUACGAUAUAUACUGCAAGCAUAUAGAUGCAGAUGAAGAGUACACACAGUUGUGUCUAUUUGCGCAACAAGGAUGGCCCAAAUAUCAACAGUUGACGGAACUAAGCAAACAAUUUCACAAAUACAAGUCAGAAAUACACUUUGAAAAUAACAUGCUGUUCAAGAACCAUCGACUAAUAAUUCCCACGGCAUUACAACCACAG